AUGUCCACUUCAAACGUAUCAGCGGUUUCUUCUAAACAAAAGGAAGCUGCAGAGUUAACAGAAGAAUUAGAAUCCAUUCGGGCACUGAACGCUAAUCUUCAAACCUUUUUGGACUAUUUACAAACUUUUAGAAAGAACCUCAUCGAAGUGAACAACAAUUGCAAAGAAUUUCACAAAGUAAACAAGCAAUGGAUUGAAACAGUUUCUAAUAGCUAA
Leptosia nina is the source of this 216-nucleotide messenger RNA. NCBI's taxonomy places the organism in Eukaryota, Metazoa, Arthropoda, Insecta, Lepidoptera, Pieridae. The record is from the annotation of a GenBank genome assembly.